CAUCAGUCUUGUGAGGGAGAAGAAGAGGAGGAGGAGGAGGAGGAGGAGGAAGAAGAAGGAGAAGAAACACUUACUCUUGUUACCCGUCUGCUGGUCGCGCACCUCCCUACCCCCACACGCACCCACCACCACCAACAGGCACUUAUAGCAAAAGGCAAACAGAUGUUGGGAAGCAGCAGCGAUUAUGCCGGUGAGGUUGUAACGACAGCAACUCCGAGUGUACCUCAACCUUCAAAACUUCAGGACGCAGAUAGCAAUGGUCCCGGUGGACGUGAAAAUGUAUACCCCUACUCUGAGUAUCCCAACCUUAUGGGUUAUGACAGUAGUGUUAGUCAAGGUCGCCCUUUUCUGAAUGAUACGCAUCCAGGACCUCUGCAGACUCUUGUUAGCCAGUUGGUGGCCAAGAGCGAACUUAGCUCAAACGAGACAAAUUACGACCAUCUUUUGUAUUCAGCCUCGUCUACAGUGGCUGCGGCAGCCUAUUCACCCUUCUACGGCAAUCAGUCGACGGCAAUGUCCACGUCCUUCGAGAACUUCUAUCCACACAGCUAUACAGCAUAUAUGUCUGAUCACUUAAAUAAUUCCACUGAUAUAAAUGGAUUUCCGUAUUCCUCCGCCUACGCAAGCAAUAGAGUGUACGAGACGAAUGAUUAUGGUUCGGCGACGUCUAACUCUUAUCAAAAUCAGCACCCCUCCACGACAAAUGCCAACAAAACGGCGCCCACCACAAGCGCCAUCGAUUCCUCAUCCACGUCGUCAGUCACUUCAACGUGCUCUGCAAUGGACUCAGCCUUUAAUACUACAGGAUUUUACAUAAAACCCGAGGAGGGUGGAAAAGUAGGAGGGUUUUUUACCAUUCCCAAUAAUGCUUCUGUUGCCAUUACUGCUACCACUACUUGCAACUCCAACAGUAGCAUAGAUAAGGAGCAGAGGAAGAGAAUAGUGGAGUCUCGAAGAAACGGUGCAGAUAUAAGGAAGAAAAUGCGAACACAUCAGCAGGCUAAGAAGGCGGAGAGUUCCCCUUGUGUCACCGAGAAGGACGCAAAAACGAGCCUUGUUGUUAGAGAGGAUCACAGUCCUCUAUCAGUAGGAGGUGAUUCCGGGGACGAUUCGACUUCUAGUGACGAGGACGAGCAUGGAAGCGGGAAUAAGGAGGAGCAUAUAAUAGCGCCAGGAUCUCACGGCCAGUGCCUUCUGUGGGCAUGCAAGGCAUGUAAGAAGAAGACAAUGCAAGUCGACCGUCGAAAGGCAGCAACAAUGCGAGAGCGCCGACGUCUGCGCAAAGUCAAUGAGGCUUUCGAGACAUUGAAACGGCGCACCUGCUCCAAUCCAAACCAGCGUAUGCCCAAAGUGGAGAUUCUACGCACGGCCAUUGAUUACAUUGAAAACCUAGAAGAGAUGCUCCAUCGCAAUGGAGUUCUUUUGGGAUCUUCUGCCUCUUCCUCCUCCACUGCAGGCACACUUCUCCGCUCAUCCAAUCGCUAUUCCACCGGUACUGCUACCAGCAAUACCGUAGUAAACAACAAGAUAACCUCCGUAGAAAAUGGCAGAAUUCAACGAGCAGGGAGUGGUAACAGGGGUCGAAAGGCGGGGACACUUACAAAGAGCGACAAAGUAGGGAAUAACCGAGCUGACUACACGACCUUACCUGCCACUUCGGCUGCAAACACUGGUCAGACUCCCUUUAUGAAAAUGGAGACCUCACAAGCUAUGUCAACGGAGGACGAGCCUUCUUACAGGGGGUACAUAACAAGUUUGGCCAACAACGGAUGGUCGGCCUCACUUCCUGUCCACGAUCCCAAUCCCGUCGGUGCUGCUAGCGUGCCCGCUGUCUCCCCUCACCCACCCUGGAGACAUAUGACACCCUCUCUGAGCGGAGCUGAAACGCCCACAUCUGCGGUGCCUGAAAAAGCACUUUGCUGA
Hydatigera taeniaeformis is the source of this 1923-nucleotide messenger RNA. Lineage: Eukaryota; Metazoa; Platyhelminthes; Cestoda; Cyclophyllidea; Taeniidae. The record is from the annotation of a GenBank genome assembly.